This is a messenger RNA of Pygocentrus nattereri (red-bellied piranha), 2477 nucleotides long. RefSeq names its product lysozyme C II-like. The record is from RefSeq and is a predicted model, not a curated record. The coding region runs from base 159 to 590 and encodes 143 amino acids. Gene Ontology annotation, molecular function: lysozyme activity. NCBI's taxonomy places the organism in Eukaryota, Metazoa, Chordata, Actinopteri, Characiformes, Serrasalmidae. The transcript has 5 exons.
ACCAUAGAUUAAAUUAGAGACAUAUAUUCUUGCGCAAUUUGUCCAACGAGGCCAGACAAACAAUCAGUUGACUAAGCUAAACACAAUACAACCAGGAAUUUACUUUGAGGAAGCUCCAGAAAGAAUUCCGAUAAUUGCAGCAGUUCCUCAAAGGCACAAUGAAGAUUUGGGUGCUCCUUCUGCUGGUAGCGGCGGCAGCCAGUGCCAAGCGGUUUAGCCGAUGCGAGCUCGCGAGAACGCUGAAAGCGGCUGGAAUGUCCGGCUUCAGUGGCGUCAGUCUGGCUAACUGGGUUUGUUUAGUCAAUGCGGAGUCCAGCUACAACACUCAGACCAUCAACAAAAACCCUGACGGCUCAUGGGACUACGGCAUUUUUCAGAUCAACAAUCGCUGGUGGUGUUCUAAUGGCCAGUUCCCCAGCCAUAACAUCUGUCGAAUCUCCUGCAGCCAGCUACUGACUGAUGACAUCUCCGCUGACAUACGCUGUGCCAAGACCAUAGUGCGUCAGCAGGGCAUCUCAGCGUGGGUGGGCUGGCGUAAACGUUGUAAGAACCAAGAUGUGAGAUCGUUCAUCGCAGGCUGUGGAGUUUAAACGAAGAUCACUGAAUGACGGACCACAGGCCGAAAUCAGGGCUUAAAGGAAAAUUUCAGAUUGAAAUGAGCUCGGGGGUUUGGACAAAGCUAUGGAGGGAAGGGGGGAGUUCACGAAAUGAUGAAAUUGAUUAACUGAAUAUGAACAUAUUUAUUAACAAAACUGGAACAAAUAAACAAUAACAACUUGUGCAGUAACGAACAAAUAGUGCAUGGUAAUUGUACCCAAGCGUAUCCAGUACACCUGUCCUUCAGACUCGUCAUUGCUGGUUCCUACGUUGUUGUCACAUGCCCAACAGAUCAGAGCAAUAAUACAAAAACAAAAAGAAUAGCAUAUUAAUUACUGUGCUUUCUCAAAGCCACAUGUAUUACUGAGCUGACAGUAAACUGAAGGAACCCCAUGUUUUGUAUUAAAAAGUACUUUAUUAAUACAACAUGAGUUUCAGACUGUAUAUAUAUAUAUAUAUAUACAUACUUUAUAUACAACUGUAUUAUUGCUACCCAACAGUUAAAAAUAUGAAAUAAUAUUUUCCAUAAACAUAUAACUGUAUACUGAGCCACAAGACGCCGUGCGUUACUGCAGUUUUAUCACAGGGAAGUGAUGUUGUUAGGCAUGACGCAAAGCAGAGUAGAAGAGCAUUCGGUGGCCCCUCAAUUUAUAUUACAGUCAUUCCACUGACUUUUGAACUUUUUAUCAUAAAAUAAUGAGCAUAUAACAACACAAACACUUUUUAUAAGUAGUUUUUGGUCAUCAACUCACCACCAUGAGUCUUUUUAAGCACCAGCCCAGCGCCGCCCCUCUUCUCACACUGGGACUGCAUCUCAAUCGGCUCCCUGCUCCCUACAUAGUGCACGAUGUAGGAGUUUAUACUGGGCAGAACACAGCUAAGAAACAGUCGUUUGCACCUUAGACAUGUCCACACUCGAUAAAUGAGGUAGUGUUUGGCUGUAGAGGCUAGAACUUCUACCCUUCUACCCUAGCUAGAACACUGAUAAGGGAGUACAGAGCCGUUUGGGAUUCAGCCUGGGUUUGACGCGACUUCUGACUGAAACACAGACAUUUGAAGCUCGUAAGACAUUCGGGUGAUGUUCUUUAGACUUUUAUAUUGCAGGUUUACAGUAAAUCAGACUGUAAGUGCUUUAAUUCAAGCCUGUGAUAUUAACGAUGGAGCUUUUAGCCUGUUAGCUAUCCGACCAGCCUGGUUCUAGUUAAGAACAUAAGUUGCCAGCCACUCACUUUAAACAGAACUGGGUUCUUGCUUCAUCAGUACGGCAUCGAGCAGCAUUAGAACCAAAGAUUAUUCCAUUAACAGCACAAGGAUCUUUGGUGAUGUGGAGCAGUAGGAGUUCAGUCACUGUGAGGCGUCAUGGGUGAGUUUAUAUCAGGUCAUUUACAACAGCUUCAAACGCAGCUCAGCCAAUCAGAUUUUAGAUGCAGAACUGUUUUGUAUUGGUGUGUCUGAAACUGAAGGCAUCGUUUUGGUGCUUUGCUGCCCGAGCUGUCUCGUAAGUCAGUGCCAUGACUGGGUACCUUCCUGCCUCAGAAUACCACCUGAGAAGGCAGCGCUUAUUACGUUUGACACAAUCAUAAUCUGUGCCAUCAUUUGAACAAUACUGUACUACUACUUAUUAUUAUUGUUAUUAUUAUUUUGCUAUAUUGUGCUUUAUUUAUUUUUUUAGAAAACAAUAAUACCUGACAAACUUAUAGUCCAGGAACUCAAACCACGUGAGACAGAACAUGAUGUCAUUUUUUAUUUGGAUAAACAUCCUCAUCUGCAAAUGUAUUAUGCAUUAUAUUAUCCAAGCUUUAGGAGGAAAAUGUGCAAAUGGGAAAUGAUUGUAAUGCUUUAAUGUCAGCGCUCUGUAUGUAUCUCAGCAUAAGAAAAGG